UUCUUCAGUAACUUCAGAAAGAAAGUUGCAUGAGAUGGAUGGAACGGCAUGAGGGCGUCUGCAAAGCAUGAUACAAAACAAACGACCAUAUCCCCACUAGAUGGCCUUGUCCUUCAACAAACCGGAGCUGUUCACUUACACUGAUUGGAUGGACAUGGGCCAACCUCCUGAAAUCACUAAUAAUCCUCUUAGAGACAACAAAACUCUUACUCGCCCAAUCCGCUGCGUCUUUCCAGUGUGCCCACCCUUUUCUCCUCUCUCCAUUUCCCCUCCCCACGCUUACGAACCCACUGUGUGGAGAGAUUGUAAUCCAAGUGGAUUACACUGUAAAUUGGGUGAUGGAGGAUUGGAUGCUCUGGAAGUGAAUCUCAACUGCAGCAGUGUGCUUGCCAUUCGUUUGAUUUAUAUAUUAUAACUGGGAUUAUUCUGUGCCAAGAACUGUGAAACUUUUGGAGAACACCUUUCAGUUGUGAUGCUUUGCAGAUGACAUGAUGGAGAGACUCUUAAAAUAUUGAUACCGUGUUUAUCUGAUUUUAACAAGAAGGAAGAAGGACCUAAUGAUAACAUUAAGUGGAUUAUUUGGAUUAUCGGUAUCAUCCUGAAUAUGAGAAGCGUUGAUUACUCCAUGCAGCUCAGUGGGAGUUUGAGAAGUUUCUGGAAGAUCUGAGCAUGAUUAGGAGUCUUCUGACGUGGAUCACAAGGCCCUCCAAGAACUUUUGGAUGUGCAAGUUCAGUUGAUGAGGAGCUCAGAAGGGUCGUAAGAGACUUUUGAAACCAUUUAGGCCAACAUGAAUGGAAGAGAGUGGAAUGGAAGUUGGGUUUUAGUCGUCCUACUGGAGUAGUGGAUUCUCAGAAACGUCUUCUCAUGACUUCACCAUACAGAUGUGGCCCUUAAGGAUAGAUGUCAGCAUCAUGUGUCACAUCAGAGGGUCUUCUUGGGUCACAUUCCUCAUGGUCUACACAGGUUGGCUGUGUAUCUUUACGCAUGCUCAAAUGAAGAUUCCACCUGAAACGGUUCAAAAAUGGGCCAUCACCAUUUCAGAGCAAAUCAAUGCCAUUGCAUCAAAAUAUUCAGGAGCUGCUCUAUUACAAAAGAAACUCAAAGAUGUCGAGCCCAUCAUCAGAAUAGAGGACGUGGAUGGAGCUCGAUUAGUGCUGGAAUUUGCAGAAGAAAUUGAGAGGAUGCUUGGCAGCAAGAUGAAGUCUGUGAAGAGGCUCGCAGACACUGCUGAGGAUGCCGACCUGUACCAUGAGUUUAAUGCAUCUCUACGGUUUGACUACUUUAAUGCAUUAUUGGUGAAUACUAUGGAUGAAGAAGGAAAUUUCAUUGAACUUGGAGGCGAAUUUCCGUUGGAGGAGAAUGAACAUUUCAACAAGCUGUCCGUCAACACUUUAAUGAGCGACAUCCAAGUUCCAACUAAUGUCUACAACAAAGAUCCAAACAUUCUUAAUGGAGUGUACAUGUCAGAGGCCUUGAACGACAUCUUCAUCAGUAACUUCCAGAAGGAUCCCACACUCACUUGGCAAUAUUUUGGCAGCUCAACAGGCUUCUUCAGACUCUAUCCAGGAAUCAAAUGGACCCCUGAUCCUAAUGGCGUUGUUGCUUUCGACUGCAGAAACAGAAACUGGUAUAUCCAGGCUGCCACCUCUCCUAAGGACAUCGUCAUUGUGGUUGAUAUCAGCGGCAGCAUGAAGGGUCUGAAAAUGACCAUUGCCAAACACACCAUCAACACUAUCCUGGACACGCUCGGGGAAAAUGACUUUGUCAAUGUUAUUGCAUACACUGAUUAUGUCCGCUACGUGGAGCCCUGUUUUAAAGGAACGUUGGUGCAGGCAGACUUGGACAACCGCGAGCAUUUCAAGCUGCUUGUGGAUGAACUCCAUGUAAAGGGGGAAGCUAAAGUAAAAAAAGCCAUGAAGGAGUCUUUCCGCAUCCUCGCUGACGCCAGAGCAAAUGGUCAGGGCAGCCUAUGUAACCAGGCAAUUAUGCUGAUCACAGACGGAGCCAUGGAAGAUUUCCAGUCAGUGUUUGAAGAGUUCAACUGGCCUGACAGGAAGGUACGGGUUUUUACUUACCUUAUUGGCAGAGAUAUGACCUUCUCAGAAAAUGUCAAAUGGAUUGCCUGCAACAACAAGGGUUAUUAUACUCACGUCUCUACACUGGCUGACGUACAGGAAAAUGUUAUGGAGUAUCUUCAUGUUCUGAGUCGACCGAUGGUCAUCAACCAUGACCAUGACAUAAUCUGGACCGAGGCAUAUAUGGACAGUGUCCUUCCUAACACUAAGGAGCUGUUUAAAAGCAAGGCUCACAGUCUGCUGCUCAUGACGUCAGUGGCUAUGCCAGUGUUCAGUAAGAAGAAAGAAACGCUUUCUCAUGGCAUUCUGCUGGGAGUGGUUGGAACUGACGUCCCCCUGCUGGAAGUUAUGAAACUUGCCCCGCGAUAUAAGCUUGGAGCACAUGGUUAUGCCUUCCUCAUCACAAACAAUGGAUACAUCCUGGCACAUCCUGAUUUAAGACCACUGUACAGUGAUGGGAAGAAGUUGAAACCCAAGCCUAACUACAACAGUGUGGAUCUGUCAGAGGCGGAGUGGGAGGACACUGAGGACAGUUUGAGAACAGCCAUGGUGAAGGGAGAAACUGGUACAAUGGCUUUAGAUGUGAGAGCAGCUGUGGAUAAAGGGAAAAGGCCUUUGUUUCUCAAAAAUGAUUAUUUCUACACAACCAUCAAUGAAACUCCAUUUAGCUUUGGGAUGGUGCUUACGAGAGGUCACGGACAGUACAUGUUCUUUGGGAAUGUUUCCGUAGAGGAGGGUCUUCAUGACCUUCAGCAGCCAGACCUCUCUAUAGCAGAUGAAUGGACAUAUUGCGAGACAGAUAUUGACCCACACCACCGUAAGCUCACUCAGCUCCAGGCUGUGGUCCGAUACCUGACUGGGAAAGAGCCUGACUUGGAAUGUGACGAGAUACUGCUACAGCAGGUUCUUUUCGAUGCAGUGGUAACAGCACCACUGGAGGCCUACUGGACAGCGCUAACACUAUCCGGCCCUGGCGUAGAUGAAGGCAUGGAGUCAGCUUUCCUUGGAACCCGCUCUGGCCUCAUGCGUGUGAUCAGAUAUGCAGGAAGUGAGAAACGUGUGGGAAAGAAGUUCUUGACCCGUGUGGACAAAGAGAACAUCUUCACAGUGGACCAUUUUCCCAUUUGGUAUCGCCUGGCAGCUGAGAACAAACCUGGUCAAUUCUUAUUCUAUGUCCCACAUGAUGAUAUAAACAAAGGCAGGAACACUUUUGUGGCGGUAACAUCUGUGACAGUGACUGAAGGGAAAAGAACAGCUAUUGCUGGAGUUAUUGGAAUGCAAGCAUCCCUGGACCUGCUGGAAAGAGUGUUCUUUUCAAUUGCCAAACAACCAAACACCACAGAUUGCAGUGAUGUGGACGGUAUAUGUCCUCUCAGCUGUGACAGCAUCGAAGUCAACUGUUACCUUGUUGACAGUAAUGGCUUCAUACUGGUCUCAAAGGACAGAGGAGAUGUUGGUAAAUUCUUUGGGGAAAUAGAUGGAUCUGUCAUGGCCCAGUUACUAAAAACUGGCUUGUAUAAAAGGGUGACUCUGUAUGACUACCAGGCCAUGUGUAAGAACACCCAUCAUCACGCUAGUGGAGCUCGACCUCUGCUCAGCCCUUUCUAUGGUCUGCUGGCGAUAAUAAAGUGGUUCUUCUCACAUUUCGUGAUGUUUCUGUUGGAGUUCAACAUCUGCGGACUUUGGCAUAGCGACUAUGUAGUGGAUGCUAAAGCUGGGUUUCAUGCAACACACAAACAGAAGAAGGUGGAACUAAUGCAGCCUUGUAACACAGAGUAUCCCAGUUUCAUGUAUGACACAUCCAUCAGAGAGACCAACAGCAUCAUCAAAUGUGGCCGCUGUCAGAAGAUGUUUGUCCUACAGCAGGUUCCUAACAGUAACCUGGUCAUGCUGGUGGUCCAGGCUGACUGCGACUGCUCCCGACAGUACGCUCCAAUCACACUCAUGCCCAAAGAAGUCAAAUAUAAUGCCACAGUUAAGUGCAACAGGAUGAAAUCUCAGAAGAUUCGCAGACGACCCGAGUCUUGUCACGCAUACCAUCCUCAUGAAAAUGCCAAGGACUGUGGUGGAGCAUGCAGUAUAGCAGUAUCUCUCACACUGUACUUUAUAUGUCUGGCUAUAUCAUUGGCCCUUCAAUGAAUAAUAAAACAUCUAUCUAUCACCGCUAUCCUACAGUGGACCCAAGACACACCAAACAGGACAUUUUUCUGUGGAUCUCUAGCAUGAGGAAUUCAACCAAAAACAGCUUUAUACUACAUAGAAUUUAUUACAGUUUAAAUGGAUAGUUCACCCAAAAAUGAAAGCCAUACCACUUUGGAACUACAUGAAGAAGACUAAAUGAUGAACCAUCUCUUUAACUUGCUUCAUACACAGCAGUUCUGCCCCCUACUGGACUCAUUAUGACACUGCACAGAUGAUAUUUUUCUCAGUGGGAGCGACAGCGAGAGAUAUAAUCUUAGAUUGUCUCGUGUGACUUGAUGUUAUACAUCAGAUCUGCUAUUCUCUUAAUUUUUUUAUAAUAUGUUUAGGAAUACGAUGAAUGUUUUAAAGCAAAUAGAGCAGUGGCAGCUAAACUGCUGUUAAUUUUCAUGAUGGUUGCUACUUAAUGUUUUUCAUUGAGCCACAUUUUCUGAAACUAAUGAAAAAGCAUUUCAUAUGUUGUGUAAGAUGGAUACAGUUGAAUAAUUUUUUAAAACAGAAUUAUAUAUGUGUGUAUUUUAGUAACUAUAUGCUUACUGAUACAAUACCAAUAGUUUUUAAAUAUGGCUUGACAAUGGUUGAAAAAUGUUUUACGAGAGUAAGUACUUACUUGGUGUUUGUGUGAUUAAAAAGUACAGUGUAAAUAAUUUCUGAA
Molecule: messenger RNA, 4930 nt
Organism: Megalobrama amblycephala (Wuchang bream)
Lineage: Eukaryota; Metazoa; Chordata; Actinopteri; Cypriniformes; Xenocyprididae
Gene: cacna2d4b
Product: calcium channel, voltage-dependent, alpha 2/delta subunit 4b
Exons: 39
Coding region: 883-4215 (1110 amino acids)
Cellular component (GO): voltage-gated calcium channel complex
Molecular function (GO): voltage-gated calcium channel activity
Source: RefSeq, a predicted model, not a curated record